Molecule: messenger RNA, 1602 nt
Organism: Candida tropicalis MYA-3404
Lineage: Eukaryota; Fungi; Ascomycota; Pichiomycetes; Serinales; Debaryomycetaceae
Product: guanine deaminase
Exons: 1
Coding region: 1-1602 (533 amino acids)
Biological process (GO): guanine metabolic process
Cellular component (GO): cytosol
Molecular function (GO): guanine deaminase activity; zinc ion binding
Source: RefSeq, a predicted model, not a curated record
AUGGCACCAGUUGCAACUUAUUUCACUAUCAACGAAUCAACCAAUUCAACUACUAGUAAUAGUAGUAGUACAAUCCAUGUUAAAGCAAUGGAUACUAUUCAUUAUACUUUAUAUUAUGGUACAUUUAUACAUACACCUGAAUUAAAUGAAUUGGAAAUUAAUUUUAAUACCCUUGUUGGUGUUAAUUCUGAAGGUAUUAUUGAUUUCAUUGAAAAAGAAUAUCAUCCAAAUAAUCAUAAUAAUAAAUCACCAAUUGAAUAUUUUAUUGAUUGUUACUAUAAUGAUGAUGACAAUGAUAACACACAAGGUAGACGCAGAGGUAGAGGUAGAAGAGAUUAUAGACAUUUUGAAUUUAUUGAUUAUUCACAUGAUUUAGGAAAAUUCUUCAUACCUGGAUUUAUUGAUACACAUAUUCAUGCAUCCCAAUUUCCAAAUUGUGGUAUUGGAUUAGGUAUACCAUUAUUAAAAUGGUUAAAAGAAUAUACUUUCCCAUUAGAAGAAAAAUUUACUAAAGAAAAUAUUAAUUUAACCAUUGAUAUAUAUUCAAAAAUUAUUGAAAAAACUUUAAAUAAUGGAACUACAUGUGCUUCAUAUUUUACAACUAUUGAUUCAUUUACAAGUAAAAUUUUUAGUGAAUUAUUAUUAAUUAAAGGACAACGAGGAUUUGUUGGGAAAGUUUGUAUGGAUCAUAAUGAACCAUAUCCAAAUUAUGAGGAAUCUUUAACUGAUUGUAUUGAAUCAAUGAAUGAAGUUAUUAAUUAUAUUGAAGAUUUAAAUCCUAAAAAUGAACAAUUGAUAAUUCCUAUAAUAACUCCAAGAUUUGCUCCUGUUUGUUCAAGAGAUUUAUUAAAAUAUUUAGGGAAUUUAAGUAAAUCUAAAAAAUUACCUAUACAAACUCAUAUAAGUGAAAAUAAAGAUGAAAUUAAAUUAGUUAAUGAAUUAUUUCCUGAUUGUGAUAAUUAUGCAACUGUUUAUGAUAAACAUAAUUUAUUAAAUUCAAAUACUAUAUUGGCUCAUUCAAUCCAUUUAAAUAAAAAAGAACGUGAAUUAAUUAAAUUUAAAAAUUGUUCAAUAAGUCAUUGUCCAACUUCAAAUACUUUUAUAUCAAGUGGUGAAGCUCCAAUUUAUAAUUAUUUAUAUCAUGAUAAAAUUAAUGUUUCUUUAGGUACUGAUGUAAGUGGAGGUUUUGAUUGUUCAAUUUUACAAAUUAUAAAACAUUCAAUAUUAGUAAGUCAUCAUUUAUCAAUGAAGAAAGAUCAAGAUCAAAAAAUUUCAAUUAAAGAUGGGAUUUAUAUGGCUACAAUGGGUGGUGCUAAAGCAAUUGGAUUUCAAGAUAUUUUAGGUUCUUUUGAAAUUGGUAAAAAAUUUGAUACUCAAUUAAUUGAUUUAAAUUUUAAAAAUUCAAAUGUUGAUGUUUUUAAUUGGCAAUUACCUAAUCUUGAUCAAGAUAAUAAUAAUAAAUAUGAUAAAAUGAAUGAUUUAUUAAGUAAAUGGAUUUUCACUGGUGAUGAUAGAAAUUGUAUUAAAGUUUGGUGUAAUGGAAGAUUAAUUAUAAAUAAAGAAAAAUCAAAUCAUCGAGAUGAUAGAUGGAUUAUAAAUUAA